Peromyscus leucopus (white-footed mouse) is the source of this 3423-nucleotide messenger RNA. Its product is annotated as ATP-binding cassette sub-family G member 3-like. The coding region runs from base 470 to 2425 and encodes 651 amino acids. Gene Ontology annotation, molecular function: ATP hydrolysis activity; ABC-type transporter activity; ATP binding. The transcript has 17 exons. The record is from RefSeq and is a predicted model, not a curated record. Lineage: Eukaryota; Metazoa; Chordata; Mammalia; Rodentia; Cricetidae. Gene Ontology annotation, cellular component: plasma membrane.
UUUCUUUUUGUCUCCCCUGGGAUUCUGGAUGCUGAUUUCUCAUCUUUCAGCACUGGUGUGGGCCCGACCCUUGGCGCUGUGCAGACUGCCCAGCUCUCUGGAAGCUCGCCCUGAGCUGGGGAGGCCCAAUCUCAGGGACUCACAGGGCUCCUCCUCCACGGUGUCCCUCUCCCAUGCCCCCUGAUCCCACCCCGUGGUGUCCCGGCAGGCUACUUCCUUUCCUCUUUGGGAGCCGCCCAGGUUGUGGCCUCUGAAGUAUGGCUGAAAAGGUGGCCCAGAAGCAGAGGCUCCAGGACGCUGAGGGGCAGAAGCCAGAGCCUUGGGGAGAAGUUGCAGCUCUCCUCCUGUCCUGUGCACAAGCAGACUGGGCCCCUGCAUCUGACCCUGAGGGUAUGGUGUCCACAGCGGCGGGCUGAGGAUGUACAACCUUUGAUCUCCAAAUGUGUGAAGGAAGGAAGAACCUCUGGAGAUGUCUUCCAAUAAUGACCCUGUUGCAAUCCCGAUGAUAGAAAGAAAUCCCAGUGACCUUCCUGGUAUGGACACCAGUGACCCAGACACAUUGACUGGAGAGGCUGUGUUGAGUUUUCAUAACAUCAACUAUCGAGAGACAGUGCAGAGUGGCUUUCCAUUUUGUAAAAAAACAGAGGAGAAAGAAAGACUAUCUAAUGUCAAUGGGAUCAUGAAACCUGGCCUCAAUGCCAUCAUGGGACCUGAAGAUGGCAGCAGAUCUUGGUUAUUGGAUGUCUUAGCUGCAAGGAAAGAUCCAAGUGGAUUAUCAGGAGAUAUUUUGAUAAAUGGGAAACCUCGACCUGCUAAUUUCAAAUGUACUUCUGGUUAUGUACCACAAAAUGAUGUGGUGAUGCACACGGUGACUGUGAGAGAAAAUAUAGAGUUCUCAGCAGCUCUUCGACUCCCAAUGACUGUAAAGAGAGAUGAAAGAAGAAGGCGAAUUGAUGAGGUCCUUGAACUUCUGCAUCUGGAUAAAGUGGCAAAUGUCAAGCCUAGAUCUAAAGAGCUCAGGAAAAGGACCAGUAUAGCAAUGGAGCUGGUCACUGAGCAUCCCAUUCUGUUCUUGGAUGAUCCCACCACUGGCUUAGACUUGAGCACUACAACAGAUGUCAUCUCGGUCCUGAGAAGGAUAUCUAUGCGGGGACAGACAGUCAUCUUCUCCAUUUAUCAGGCUCAGUACUCCAUCUUCAGAUUUUUUGAUAGCCUCACCUUAGUGGCCUCAGGAAAAGUCAUGUAUCACGGGCCAGCACAAGAGGCAUUGGAGUACUUCACAUCCACAGGUUAUGAAUAUGAUUCCCACAACAACCCUGCAGACUUCUUCCUGGACAUCAUUAAUGGAGGUUUCUCUGCUAUAUUAGACAUAGAAGAAGAAGGCCAUGAUGCUGACAAGUACAAAGAGCUUUCUGAGAGACAGCACCAAGUCACAGAAAAAUUAGCCAACAUGUAUGUCCAGUCCUCCUUAUACAGAGAAAUGAGAACUGAACUGGAUCUACUCUUGGGGGAACAGAGGACAGGGAGGAGCUCAGCCUUGGAGCAGAUCACGUGUGUCACCCCUUUCUGGCAUCAGUUCAGAUGGAAUUUCUCUCAUUUAUUAAAAAAUUGCCUGGGUUUUCCAGAUGUCACUGUGAUUCAGGCAUUUAUCAUAGCCAUACUGUCUGUGAUUGUGGGUAUCAUUUUCCGUGUCCUAAGAAAUGAUUGUAAUGAAGUCCAGAUCAGAGCUGGCCUGCUCUUCUUCUUCACAGUCUUCCAGACCAUCACAAGUGUGACUGCUGGGGAGCUCUUUGAGAUUGACAGGGACCGCUUUCUACAUGAGCAUACCAGUGGAUACUACAGAGUGUCACCGUAUUUCCUUGGGAAGUUGCUGGCUGAGCUGGUACCCAGGAGGUUAUUGCCAAGUAUUAUAUUUACUGUUAUAGUAUUCAGCAUAGCAGGAGUGGAAACAGAUGUGAAGGGUUUCUUCGCUAUGUUUUUUACCAUCAUGAUGCUGGCUUAUUCUGCCAGUUCCCUGCCACUGUCAAUAGGGGCAGGGGAGAAAGCAGCAGCUGUAUCAACAGUACUUGUGGUCAUCUACUUUAUGUUGAUGCUGUUUAUCUCAGGUCUAUCACUAUUUUACACAAACUUCUUGCAAGACUACUCAUGGAUUCAGUAUUUCAACAUUCCUCAUUAUGGAUUUACAGCUUUGCAGCACAGUGCAUUCCUGGGACAAAACUUCUGUCCAGAACGUAACACAGUAGAAGUCAGUAGAUGUCAUAACUAUGUAAUAUGUACUGGUGAAGAAUACUUGAUAAUCCAGGGCAUUGAUCUGUCAUCAUGGGGCUUCUGGAAGAAUCAAGUGGCCUUAGCUUGUAUAAUGAUUAUCUUCUUAUCAAUUACCUAUGUGCAGUUAUUAGCUCUUAAGAAAAAGAGACAUUUUUAAAUCACUCUUCCACUUUCUUUGAAUUAAUCUGACAUUUGAAAAAAUAAAACUUUGCUGGUGGCCAUGUCAGAGGAACAUCAGGGAACACUUGAAUUCAGGAGUUUGGUCCACCAGAAUGCAAGGCACUGAUGGGUGAAUCUUGGCUAGGAAAAGCCCUGAGGGCUGUGGCUUCAGAAUGUCUCUUGCUAGUGCUGUGCCUUCACGUGUUUGCUGCUGCCACUUUUUUCUGUUAUCUGGCUUGGUGUGAAUGGGGGGAGGGGAUCCCCACUGCCUUUAAUGUGGUGUGAUUAUCUCAUGGAAAUACCUCGUUCUACUGGGCAUUUUUACCUGUGGAUUAUUACGAAGAUGAUUUCCUCAUAAGCUGUGCUGUUUAACUGAACUAAAUGAUUUUAUACAACAUUAGUGAUAGUUUAAACAGAAUUUUGAUGAUUAAGAGUUUUUACCAAAUGAAGUAAGACAUUAUUAUGAGGUUAGCUUAGUGGGAAUAUUAAUAUAGGUAAAAGUAGGAUAUAGUGUUGCCACUGCCCCUGAUAAAGCAGGGACUGCAGAGCAUAGAAAUUAGCAAAAAGGAAGUGUCACACAGCUAGGACUUAUGAGUUUUCUUGAGAGCCCUAUUGACUGUGGCCUAGGUUAAUGAUUAAGGAAAAUAAUCAAGUCCCAGGAGUUAACUCAAGUUGUUUUGAUAUUGGGAAAUGUGUUCAUGGAUUUUGGUGUGCAUCAUAGCUAAAACAAACUUUAAUACUUCAUGUAACUAGAAAACAAAGAAUUGGAUAGUUAAAAUAAUUGGGCAGAACUUAAAAUAUGAAGAGUAAAACUAGUAAUUUGUUUCUCUGACAAUUAUAAAACUACUGUCUGUGUAAGCAGUUAUGGCUGAAAAGCUCUUGAUUUAUGAGAAUUCUAAAAGAUAAAUGUUUACCUGUAUGUGGGUGCUUGGGGACAAUUUGUUUUUUAACCUGUAAUGAGUAAAAUGUUUAAUUCAUUAAGGGAAAUGGGAAACA